AACGGGGCGACACAUACCCAGGGCAUCAGUCUCCAGUCAAGGUUUCUCUGUGUCGAGUUUCUAUAGAAAACCUGCGACUAAAUGGCAUCCAGGCGAAGCGCACGAGUUCUGCUCUCAGGACUGGCAUCCGUCAGGAGUAUUGCCGCUCAACAAGUUAGGAUUUCAGCUUCUUUCAAAUCUCCCAACAGCCGCUGCUUCAGUUUGGCAGCAGCUGCCAGGCAGCAAGAAGCUGUAAAAGAAGCCCUUGCAACUCCCGCAAGAAAUUCCAUCGUGCAAGCAGAAGUCGGCAAGGAUGGCAUCUCCCUGAAGUUCGAAGACCUGAGCUCGACCCAGAUGCCCUUCGUCUGGCUGAGGGACAACUGCCGAUGCCCUGACUGCUACAGCCCGCAGGCCCUUGGAAGGAAGUUCCUCCUGACUGACCUUGAACUCGAUGUAAACGCCACCAAGAUGGAGAGCAACGCUGAGAUGAUUCGAGUGGAGUGGAAUGAUGGGCACGUGAGCGAAUACCCAUCCGACUGGCUGCACUCCAGAGCCUUUACCCCAACAGCUAGAGCCAAGAGGCGAAACACAUACGCAUACAAAAGGGAGCCUUGGGGCGCCGACCAUAAGCUCAGGGAGUUCGACUACGAGUCGAUGAAGAAGGACGAUCGAGUCCUCCUCGACUGGCUCCUGACCAUGGAGACCCAGGGCUCAGCAAUGCUCAAGAACGUCCCCGAUAAGGAGACCGCCGGUCCCGAGAUGAUUGAACACAUCGCCUUCGUGAAGCAGUCUCAUUAUGGGCCUCGUUCACCUGUGAUCAACCGACCGAACACCAACAACGUUGCGUUCACUAACGCUAAGUUAGGAAUGCACAACGACCUCCCUCAGUAUGAACACAUGCCUGGGAUAAUCUUCAUCCAAUGCGUGGAGCAGCACGAGGGCACGGGGGGAGAAAGCGUCAUCGCCGACGGCCUCUUCGGCGCCGAAUACCUUCGUAGGAACCACCCACAAGCCUUCGAGAUCCUGACCACCACCGACUCCUACUUCUGGGACAAGGGACACGCCAACUACUCCUGGGAGAUGGACGAGUUCUACAAGAUUGCCAGGUUCCCCAUCAUCACAGUUGACAGCCAAAAAGAAGUGGUCCGAGUUGCUGUCAACAACGCCAUCAGGGACUCUUACAUCGACCUUCCAGCAGACAGAGUCAAGAGCUUUUACUCGGCAAUGAAGCUCUUCAACGACAUCCUUUACGAUAAUUCCGUCGUCUUUAAGAUGGACUCCGGAGAUAUGAUGACUCUAGACAAUGUGCGUUGCCUCCACGGGCGCGAAGGAUACGAGGCCUACAGCCAGAGACACAUCGAGUCCUCCUACCUCGACUGGGACGAGGCGAGAUGUCGCAGGAGGAGGAUCCAAGAGAAACUGGGUCAACUUCAAACAAUAUAAGACAAUGGCGUCUUAUCAUAUGAGAUUACGUCUGUUCAGACACAUAUGAGAUUACUACAGAACAUUUUUUAUCUAAUGACAAAACUUUCAAAGCAUUUUGAAAGUAUUCAGAGUAUAUUAACUUCAGCAUGUUCUAUUGAUCAUUCAUUAUUUUUAUUUGCUUAUAAUCCUUUGGAGCUAUGUAACUUUCCUUCAAAUACUUUCAUGUCUUUGAUAGUUUUCCUUGUUUGUUAGAUGUCUCAUUAUUUUAUCCAAAAGUACGUUUACCCAUAAUACGGGGCGAGAAGAUAAUCGUACUUAUGCUGUGCAAUGUGUUGUUCUACAAAUAAAUUAUUUUGCAUUUAAA
This is a messenger RNA of Macrobrachium nipponense, 1768 nucleotides long. RefSeq names its product gamma-butyrobetaine dioxygenase-like. The record is from RefSeq and is a predicted model, not a curated record. The coding region runs from base 82 to 1422 and encodes 446 amino acids. Gene Ontology annotation, molecular function: oxidoreductase activity. Lineage: Eukaryota; Metazoa; Arthropoda; Malacostraca; Decapoda; Palaemonidae. Gene Ontology annotation, cellular component: mitochondrion. The transcript is spliced from 9 exons. Gene Ontology annotation, biological process: carnitine biosynthetic process.